Onychostoma macrolepis is the source of this 1404-nucleotide messenger RNA. RefSeq lists its product as uncharacterized. NCBI's taxonomy places the organism in Eukaryota, Metazoa, Chordata, Actinopteri, Cypriniformes, Cyprinidae. Gene Ontology annotation, biological process: response to bacterium. The coding region runs from base 38 to 697 and encodes 219 amino acids. The transcript is spliced from 4 exons. The record is from RefSeq and is a predicted model, not a curated record.
UGUAGUUUGAUUGACUCCGUUAUGAACGACAGACACAAUGGACAAAGUCAUUUUCUUCUUCUGUGUAUUUUCUUGUUGGAUUAUGCAAAUCACAUCCAAUGAUGCGUCAGUGCGAGGAUCUUCUGAUCUGUUAAGAGUUCAGACGGGAGAAAACAUCAGUCUGAACUGCAGCAUGACGAACCGAUAUGAAGUCGCCUGGUAUCACCUCAAAUCUGGAGAACUGGAUCUACUGAUUGCAGCAGAGAAGGACGAAAAAGGAAGAAAACUCCUGACCAACUAUAAUCUAUAUGCUACUCGACUGAAAAUGACUGCAGAUGCUUGGGUCACCAGAGCCACGCUGGUUAUUUCUGGAGUCACAGAGUCAGAUUCUGGUCUUUAUUUCUGUGGAACAAAGUCUGACGCUCCAGAGAUGCACUUCAACAAACCCAUCAGACUAGAGAUCGAGGGUCUAUUUGUAACAGAAAAACCAAAAGAAGUUGACAACACAGAUGGAGUGACUACGAAAGAGAAAGCAUUGAUGUUAGAGGAGGUGACGCUGAUGGAGCGUGUGCUGAUGUUCGGUGGUGUUGGUCUGGCUGUGUUUGUGUUUUUUCUGGCUACAGUCGUCGCAGGAGGAAUCAUUCACUAUCACGGUUGGCAGAAAGGAUGGGCCGCAGCCAAACGUUCAUCUUUGACUCAGCACAAAUCAGCUAAAUGACACAUGUGCUUUAUUCUACAAUCAGAGCUUUGCACCGUCAGCUAAAUCAGCCUUGCUUUAAGUUACCACAAAUGAAAACAGAAAACUGUUGAGAUGUUAAGGCAAAUGCCACCUUUUUCAGCACCGGUGAAACUUAAUUGUCAUUUAUUGUUGUGGUUAUUAUUCAGGUUUCUGUGGUUCAUUUGUGCUUGUCAAUGAGAUUCAGUUAAAUCUAAAAGUAUUAUUACUGCUACUGUUUUAAUGCAACGUAAUUCAAUAUCAAUAUCAAGCUAGAGUAUAAUGUUUUAAGCUUUUUUACUUUAAUAUAGAGAUUGAGCCAAUGUCCUUAUUCAAGAAGAACAGCAAACAGGUUCUGUCACGGCCAAUUCAAGCAAACAUAUGCUUUCAUGUCAUUAGACCAGCAGGACUUGUAUUAAAGUGUCUGGCUCUUUAGACGUACAGUUAUCUAGACUAGCAUUAAUAUGCACAUGCAAACUUUCUUCAAAAGAAAAUCUAAAUGUAAAUCUCUUCUGUGGCACAUAAAUCUUGAUUAAAUUAAAAUGUCAACAUAUGUCUUAAUGUUAAAUGUAUUAUUUAGAGUUCAAAUAAACAGGAGUAAAACAGAGAAUUAUAUGUGGCAGUUUGCUAUUGAAGCUCCGUGUAGCUUUGUUUUUCUGUUGGAAUCUCUAUCUUACUUUCACUCUCUGUUGCUUGAACUGCUAAAAUAU